Messenger RNA from Alligator mississippiensis (American alligator), 1328 nucleotides. RefSeq names its product cytochrome c oxidase assembly factor 5. Gene Ontology annotation, cellular component: mitochondrion. The coding region runs from base 19 to 246 and encodes 75 amino acids. The transcript is spliced from 3 exons. The record is from RefSeq and is a predicted model, not a curated record. Gene Ontology annotation, biological process: mitochondrial respiratory chain complex IV assembly. Lineage: Eukaryota; Metazoa; Chordata; Crocodylia; Alligatoridae.
GGAGCGAGCAGGGCGGUGAUGCCGAAGUACUAUGAGGGGAAGGAGGAGAGCGGGCGACCCUGCUCGGGGUUCAGGGAGGACCUGCAGUCCUGCCUGCUGGAGAGCGAUUGCGUCCUGAAGGAAGGGAAAAGCCCCAAACAAUGCUUGAAGGAAGGACACUGCAGAAGUUUGCAGAUUUCAUUUUUUGAAUGCAAAAGAUCCACGUUGGAUUCCAGAUCAAGAUUCAGAGGAAGGAAAGGAUACUGAAGCCUUUCUGAGUGCCAGCCUGGGGAAUCAUGGAUACAUCAUUACCUUAAGUAAAACAAGAAUAUAUCUGUUGUACCCUGUCAGUCAUGCAAUAUUCCCAUGGAAAAUACCUAUUUCAAGGACUCUAAUAAAUGUCCAUUAACCUCAAAAUGCUAACAAGAAAGUAAUUAGGGUGGCUGUUCUGGUUGACAUGAGAACUUUAGUGCAUUUUUAAUACAUUUUAUGAACUACAAAAUGAGCUAGAGCAGUAUCAGGUGUUUAUUUUCAAGUUUAGAUUCCCUCUUGGGUAUUAAAUUAUAAUGCAUCUAAAAACCUUGAAAUGCUGUCACAGUAAAUAUUACUCAGUGAUGGAGGUUGGUACUAUUGUUUUGCAUUGUCAUUCAGGAGACCUAGGAAUAGGGCUCGUUUCCUAAACUGGUAAGACUAAGAAAUGUAUGUGUUAGUCACUUCCUUCCCCAGGGGCUUAUGUUGCUCAAUAAGGAGUUAUUCCAGAUUAUUUAAGAGUAGCAUUGGUAUCUGUGCAGUCACUCAUGACCAGUGACAUUUAUUUUAUCCUGCUGCAACAGUGGGGCUCAACCUCGAAGCCACGGAGCCAUGUUCUUUGGCCUGUAGUGCUCACCAGGGGUCCCAAUAUUUGGUGGCAGGGGAGAAGUAGCGGGUUAAUUUUUCCCAGAGCCACGGCAAUUAAUGUUGCUUCCUCUUCCCCUCAGUGCCAAAUUUCUGGACUUGUGGGGGGGAACCCUGAGAUCCAGAGCCCCACAUGCUAGUUUGGACGGAUGCACGGUAUUGCUGCAACCAGAUCCAGCUGACGGGGCUGUGCCAGCAUGCAGUGGCACCGCAACUGCGUGCGGCUUCCAGAAUCACACUAGCGUGCCACAUUGCAUCUGCAAGCAUACCCCGUGGACCAACCUGGAUCUGGCUCACAGACCAGCCCCACACCACUCAUCUAGCCUGGAGGGCUGUAGUGGUUGAGCACUGCUGUGUUACAACAUUUGAAUAGGAUUAUUAGUGUAAAAUGUAUUAAUGCAUUAUAGCCUCUUACUGUUGGAAAGCUGCAUUAAAAUUUGGGUUCUCUAAAAUAA